This is a messenger RNA of Anisakis simplex (herring worm), 726 nucleotides long. The record is from the annotation of a GenBank genome assembly. Lineage: Eukaryota; Metazoa; Nematoda; Chromadorea; Rhabditida; Anisakidae.
AUGAGCCUCGAACCGCCUCGUUACGAUGUGGACGAAUUCGGUCCACUGUUGGAUGAGUAUAAUCCACUAUGUGAAUCAUACGUGGCCCCAAGAAAUGACAGUGAUUUAAGGCCACUUUUCAAUGAGGAAGAUGAUGAACUGGGGUAUACACCUGGUAGUGUAUCAGCGGGAUGCGUACCUUCAGAGUCGUCUUCAGAUGUAUUAUUACAGAAUAAUUCCACUAUGUUUUCACACACUCCUGAUACCACACCCAAAACACACAACACACAACAACGACAACAAACAAAUCUCAGCGAUAAGCACCAGCCCUUUGGAGCACACGAAUUGCUCACGAAUCUUCAUGGUUCCGAGUUUGAAACGCAAAUGAAAAUUACUGAUUUUGGUGACACUUUCUUAGAACCUUAUCACUCAAUAACAACACCUCAAGAUCAAGACCAGACGUCGUCAGCUACAGAUAAUGCUAUAACUGCAGCAUCGAACAUCACCAAUGCACUAUCACUCAUCGACGAAGAUGGCAGUAAUGCAGAGCAGCUGUCAGGAACACUCGAGUUUGACCCAAUUUUACUGGGAGCGUCUCCAAUCAAUUUAGAUCUGGCUGAAUUGGAUCAGUAUCUGAAUGGACCCGAACCAAAUGUGUUGCUAUGCGAUAAUGACGCAGGCUCGAAAUCACUUGCUUUAGUUCCAGUACAGUCCAAAUUUGAUGCUAUUAUGCGUGAAGAUCAUUUG